This is a messenger RNA of Arabidopsis lyrata subsp. lyrata, 2598 nucleotides long. Its product is annotated as putative F-box/LRR-repeat protein At3g59160. The coding region runs from base 611 to 2041 and encodes 476 amino acids. The record is from RefSeq and is a predicted model, not a curated record. The transcript is spliced from 4 exons. NCBI's taxonomy places the organism in Eukaryota, Viridiplantae, Streptophyta, Magnoliopsida, Brassicales, Brassicaceae. Gene Ontology annotation, molecular function: protein binding.
CUAAUGUAAAGAUAAGUGAUAUUUUACAAUUGUUUUCUUUUUGGUGAAUCAUUUUACAAUUGUUUUAGUAAAGCUUAUCCGGAAUAUAUAAGAAAGAUUUCUAAAAUUAUAUAUUUUUUUUCAACUUUGUUUUUUGACUCCUAUAAAUUGUUUAUGAUGUUUAUAAAAGGUUUCUAGAUCAAAAUCUAACACAUGGACAAGUUAAAAAUCCACAAUUUCGCGCCAUUAGUAUUUUAUUUUUUAUAGAAAAACAAACUUAAUAGUAUUUUUGUAAAAAUCGUUAAAUAGUAAUAUUCCUAUGAGGAUUAAAAAAAAAAACUACAAAAAACAAAUAAUAAUGAUUUUUGCUCGCCAAGUAAAUCACUAAUCAGUAAAUACGCCUUUUGCCCUAAAAUAAAAAUCUUUAGACUCUACAAAACAAACCCUUGCCACGUUGAUUUCUCGAUCUCGUCUACAAUGAGAAAGCCCUAAAUUUCUAUUCUUCGCUUCCCUCCGGCAAAAGAGAUUUCUGAAUUCGGUUGUUCUAAUCUCUCAAUCGUUGAGCGAUUUUGGUCGGAUUCGCAUAAAGAUUACAAGCUCUAAGAAUGGAUUCUAUACAGGUUCUAAAAGAAUGGAUUCUGGUUCUAAAGGUAUGAUCAACGAUUUGCCGGACGAACUUCUUUGUCACAUCUUGUCAUACCUCACUACAAAAGAAGCUGCUUCAACAUCUCUUCUCUCGAGACGAUGGCGUUACCUAGUUGCUUUUCUUACAAACCUUGAAUUUGAUGACUCCAUCUUUCUGUAUCCUGAUAAGAGGGUAAAGAAUCCUUUACAUGAUGAGGAAGGUUUCGUGUUAUUUGUUGAUAAUAAAAGGGUGAAGCUUUCUACAAGCUUUCCGGAUUUCGUGGAUAGAAUCCUUGAUUUGCAAGGCAAUUCACCUCUACACAAAUUCUCUCUAAAGAUGGUAGAUGAUCAUGAUCCAGUUGAUCCAGAUAGUGUCGUUCCUUGGAUACACAAGGUGUUGGUACGUGGUGUAUCAGAUCUCCAGCUAGUCGUGGAUAUGAAUGAAUGGACAUCUGAUCCGCUUCCUUCAAGGAUCUUCUUGAGCGAGACAUUGGUUAAGCUGACUAUAAAAAUUAGAGAUGGCCCUUUCAUUGAUGUGAAACAUGUUCAUCUUCCAAAGCUUAAGACUCUCUAUCUCCGGUCAGUUGUGUUUGAUGAGAAUGAUAUUGGGUUUAGCAAGCUUCUUUCUGGUUGUCCCAUGCUCGAAGAACUUGUUAUCGAUCAUAUAGGGUCGUGUGUAUGGACAUCUUGCCCUGUUUCUGUCGCGACUCUCAAGAGACUGACGUUUUGUUGCGAGAACUUGAAGUCUUGCGGUAUGCACGAGGAAAAUCCAAAUAAUGUGUCCUUUGAUACUCCAAAUCUUGUCUACUUGGAAUAUGCUGAAGUGAUAGCUAACAAUUAUCCAAAAGUGAAUUUUGAUUCACUUGUUGAAGCCAAAAUCGAUAUUUGGAUGACAGAUGAUCAGAUAGAAGAGACAUUUAGAGACAAUGAGGAAAACUAUAUGGUCGGCAAUGCAACAGAUUUUAUAGUUGGAAUCUGCAAUGUUCGGGUUCUCUACUUAUCUCCCGACACUCUCGAGGUACUCACGUAUUGUUGCAAACAAAUACCUAUAUUCAACAACUUGACUCAUUUAACUAUGAAGAGUAACCCAAAAGUUGGAUGGAAAUCUUUACAAAAGCUGCUUAAGAAUUCUCCAAAGCUUGAAACUCUAGUCUUCCAAGGACUCCUUCACAGAGAGACGGAGGAGGAGGGCGUUGCUACCUGCCUAUCAUCAAGUUCGGUGAAAGUGCUAAAGAUAUUAUUCAUAAGUGAUGACAAAAUAGAGAAGCAAAUAGAGAAGGUCAAGCACUUUUUGGUCACAAUGCCUCGUCUUGAACAACUGGUUUUACACUAUGAUUCAUCUAUUGACGGAGAUAUGAAAGUGUCAUCGCAACUUCUGAUGCUUAGUAGGUUAGCUUCACCAAAGUGCAAGGUCCAACUUAUCCCUUUAGUAACUUGAGCGUAUCAUCUACUGUUCCCACUUCGGAAGAUAUGAGAGUCCUCUUCUUUAGGAGAACAUCUAUGGUUUCUGACUUUUUGGUAUCAAAACCAUAUAUAUAUGAAUAUGUCUUCCUUCUUUCGUUUAUAUAUAGCAUCAAACUCUUAAGAACGUGUUUAUAUUCUUUUCCAGUUUUUGGUUACAUCAACACCAUAUAUGAAUAUGCCCACAAAUUCUUUAUAGUUGCUUAAAGAUCUUUACAUUAACCUGGACUAUUAUGGGUUCUUCCUUCUUUCGUUUAGCAUCAAAGUUUUUAAUUACGUGUUUGUAUUACAUUUUUUGGCCGACAAUGUAUACUACGAUACUCCAUUUGAUGAUGAUCUUAGUAUAGAAUCAACCGAACUUCAGAUGCUUGAAAAAGUAGCCUGACCAAAAUGCAGGAUUCAAGUUAUCUCUGAUAACAUCAGCUUCUCAUGAGACUUCAUGUUUUGUUUGUUUCAAUUUCCUUUUGUCGUUUUAUCUGUUCUUAGUUGAAAAGGGACAAGAAAAGUAAACAUGAGACCUAACUUGCCGCAUAA